AUGGGUCAUUCUAAUUGGGCGCUUAUGUGGAGCGGCGAUGAGCUGAUACUAGUGCCCAUGUCGGCCAUUAAUUGGUCAUGGUUUAAGGACACAAAUGUCCCAUUGAGCCCGCAAAUCAAGCUGUUGCUUGGCUAUAGGCAGUCAAAGCCUCGUGCGCGGGAAAAAAAAAUGCAAAUGAAGAGGAGGCAUAAACCACGGCGGGCGUUGGAACGCGCGGCUGGUGGUGCCAACAAUCGUCGCGUCGACAGCGGGGAUGAUGAGAGUUCCACAGAGGAUUUUGUACCUCAUUCGCAGGCGAUGGAUCGCAGUCCAGUGGUACGAGCUCGGACUCAGAGGUUCUUUCUGGGAUCAGUGAUUGUCCGGAUGUCAUGUCAGAUUCAGAUGUUUCAAGUGAUGAGAACAUUUCGUGACCAACUAUGGGGUACCAACCGCCAGGUAAACAAUCACAGUGUACAGAAACACAAAGAGAGGUACAAUCAGACCCACAAUCGAUCUACACAAGACUAA
This is a messenger RNA of Sphaeroforma arctica JP610, 507 nucleotides long. RefSeq lists its product as hypothetical. The record is from RefSeq and is a predicted model, not a curated record. NCBI's taxonomy places the organism in Eukaryota, Ichthyosporea, Ichthyophonida. The coding region runs from base 1 to 507 and encodes 168 amino acids. The transcript has a single exon.